CCAACAUGUGAUUCCUGGAAUUCAAUGACUAUUUUUUCUCCAGAAGUUCGUCUAAAAACUCCACUUAAUCUCAUUCAUGAUACUGUUAAAACAACGUUCUGCCUUAAUACGUCCUAUAUCUUAAAGUCUGAAGUCUUUUUAUUGUAAAUAGCGUUGAUUUAAGAUGGGUGUCCCGAAGUUUUAUCGAUGGGUAAGCGAGAGGUAUCCAUGUUUGAGUCAAGUGGUACAAGAACAUCAGAUACCAGAAUUCGACAACCUUUAUCUCGAUAUGAAUGGUAUAAUCCAUCCUUGCUCGCAUCCCAAUGACGACGACCCUCAUUUUAGGAUUACAGAAGAACAGAUUUUCAGAAACAUUUUUCACUAUAUUGAAGUUUUAUUUCAAAUUAUCAAACCAAAGAAGGUAUUCUUCAUGGCAGUGGAUGGUGUAGCCCCAAGGGCAAAGAUGAAUCAACAACGAGGAAGACGGUUCAGAUCUGCUAAGGAAGCAGAAGACAAUAUUCGUAGAGCUUUGGAGAAAGGACAAAUUCUACCAAAAGAAGAAAGAUUUGACUCUAACUGCAUUACUCCUGGUACUGUAUUUAUGGCAAGGCUUCAUGAACAGUUGAAAUACUUUGUGGCUGAGAAGAUGUCCAAYGACCCUGCUUGGCAUGGACUCAAAGUAUACCUCUCAGGACAUCAGACCCCAGGAGAAGGAGAACAUAAAAUCAUGGAGUUUAUUCGAACAGAAAGAUCUAAACCAGAUUACGACCCUAACACUAGGCAUUGUCUGUAUGGUUUGGAUGCAGACUUGAUGAUGUUGGGUCUAUCAUCUCAUGAGCCUCAUUUUUCUCUCCUGCGUGAGGAAGUACGAUUUGGAAARACUUCUAAAAGAAUAGAGAAGCCAGAGAAYAUUACAUUUCAUUUACUUCACUUGUCCUUGUUUAGAGAGUAUUUAGACUGGGAAUUUAGCUCACUGAAGAGUUCCUUGACAUUUCCCUUUGAUUUAGAAAGAUUAAUAGAUGAUUGGAUCCUCAUGGGGUUUCUUGUSGGUAAUGAUUUCAUUCCUCAUCUUCCACAUCUACACAUAAACCAUAAUGCUCUUCCAAUGCUAUAUAAUGUAUAUAUGGAAGUCAUGCCGACACUAGAUGGUUAUUUACAUGAAGGAGGGAAUCUGUGCUUGGGUAGAUUUGAAAAAUAUCUAACAGCAUUAUCAAAGUUGGAUCGAGAAAAAUUUGAUGAGAUAUUUGUUGACAUGAAGUGGUUUGAGGCCAAGACGAAACAUGGCUUUGACAAAAAACCUGGGAAAUCAAAAGCCAAGGCUAACCAGGAUCAGGGUUUUGCAUCUGAUAACCCUUUUUCAGCCCUUGAUACUCUCUCAGAUCAAUUGGACAAAACUAAUCUAGAGUCAAAAGACCAGUUGAGCCCAGAACUAGCCAAACUGGCUGCUACGAUGGAYGACGAAGAAGACAAGGAAGGCGAGGAUGUUUUUGAGAUAGAGUUUGCUAUGCAUAAGAAACAAUAUUACAGAGAAAAGUUUGAAAUUGAAGACAUAAACAGCGAUGGACUAUCACGUAUAGUGUGGGAAUACGUCAGAGGAAUACAGUGGAUUCUACAUUACUAUUUCAAUGGAGUACAAUCUUGGGGCUGGUAUUAUCCUUAUCACUAUGCACCAUUCUUAUCAGACUUGAAAUUCUUUUCUGAUCAUAAACUUGAUUAUGAAAUGGGCAAACCAUUCCUGCCGUUUGARCAACUACUGGCUGUUUUGCCUGCGGCAAGCAAACAACUCCUCCCUYUGCCAUUACAGAACCUGAUGAUCAUGGAAGAGUCGCCCAUCAUAGACUUCUAUCCUCUAAACUUCAAAACUGAUCUGAAUGGUAAACAACAGGAAUGGGAAGCUGUGGUUCUUAUUCCCUUUAUCAAUGAGAAAAUGUUGCUGGAUGCAAUCAAACCACUCUACCCACGGUUAACUAAGGAAGAACGUCAGCGCAAUACUCAUGGUCCAUAUCAUAUAUAUACCUAUGACAUAGACUUGUGUUACACAUAUAACUCGUCCCUUCCUGGGGUGUUCCCUGAUAUUCAACUCUGUCAUACCAAAUGUGAAGAUUUUGACAGAGAAACUCUUGUCUCAUCACCUAUGGAUCUAAAGAAAGGGCUGUUGGAAGAUGUCAGACUUGAUGUAUAUUUUCCUGGUUUUCCAACUCUUCAUCACAUUCCUCACACAGCAAAGCUAAGGAAAGCAAAUGUGAAAGUUUUCCAAAUGCAUUCGCGAUGGGAGAGCAUGAUAUUGAAGCUAAAAUCCCUGUCUGAUAAGGUAACAAUAAGAGUUGCAGAAGAUCUGCUUGAUGAGGUUUGCUUUGUUGGAUGGCCUCACAUAGUUGAAGCAAAGGUCUUGUCAGUCUCUGAUAACACCUUUAGAUAUGUGCUUUCACGGGAUAGCCCCAAAACUGAUGAUGGUAAGAAGAAUAUUGAGCAGAAUGUCAUGACAGAUGAAGGGUUAGCAAUAUGGAACAAGCAGGUCUCUUGCUAUGUACAAUUUCAGUUGGAAAGAAGAGGUAUUGAAGUUGGUGAGGUUAAUGUUUUAGUUGAAGCAUGUCCCAUCCAAGGAAGAAGGUUUGUUUGUGGUUCCAAGGGUCAAGUAACGCUAGAAAAAGAAUGGUCGCAAGUGCCAAAGCAAUAUGCACURCAUGCUGUUGCCAAGGACAUAUUUGUUCAUGAGUCUGUCACUAAAAGCAGCAUCCAGACUAUCGAGCAGCUCUUUCCCAUUGGCUCCCAGUGCUUCAUGCUAGCCUCUCCUCACUACGGAGCACAGGGGGAGGUACUUGAGGUAGAUGUCAAUCAAGGUCGGGUACGGGUACAGCUGAAGGUACCCAUGGAACCCAACAUCACCCCAGUUAUGAUGCAAAGACAGCAAUUCUCAGAAAAAUACAUCCCAGCUCACAUCCUGGCCCAGAAACUCGGGAUUUCAAACUCGUUACUUGGAAAGAUGACAGCCAAGUUUCUUAUUGAGAGAGGAUCUAGAGAAAAGAGCAAGGGACAAGGUCAAGCCAAGUURGACAUCGGGUUGAACCUCAAGCACAGCAAACACAACAAAGAGCUUAUUGGAUAUACCAAGAGGACAGAUCAAGGUAGUUGGCUAUUCUCUCCAGCAGCACAUAAGAUMAUCGCUGACUACAUACUACAAUUUCCUCGUCUUUUUGAGGCGAUCGGCUCUCUUGAAUCACAGUGCGAUAGGUUCUACGAAAGUGAUUUACUGAAAAUGGACAUCAGCGAAGAAACGUUACAAGAAGUACAAACAUGGAAGAAAAGUCUUCCUCUUGCUAAACAAGAGCCAUUGCCAUGUGGAGGUGAUAUACUAGAUGAUCCAGUCCUGGAAGAGAUCGAGAAGAUUGUYCAGGAAACCAAGAAAACAUCUCAAACGAAGGCAGUGAAAGUGCGUGUCCGGCCGUACUUGCUCUUUAGGCCKUCAGAUUAUCUCGGGAAUACUUUACCAGACAGUGAUGCAGAGUUUCAGCUGUUUGAUCGAGUCAUCAAUGUCAARCUGAACUCUGCUGUACCGUUCGGCUUGAGAGGUACAAUCGUUGGCUUCCACACGGGAGAGGAUGGUGAUGAGAUGGUAGAGGUCCUGUAUGACGAGUCUUUUGUUGGGCAUCAACCAAUCAGACGUAGUGUUAAUAGUGUCUACAUGGUUCGUCCAUCAUCAUUCAUUGACCUGAGUUACGGUGAACGAAGAGAAGCCAAGAAGAGAGGACAAGCAGUUCCACCACCACGACCUUUGAAUAAGACUUUCUCGGCAGCACUUGCAGGACAUGAUGGCAGCCCUCAGAGGAAUGGUCGGGUUAAUGGAGGGUCCCCGAGAACAAACCGAAACGGCUCAACUAAUGUUAAAGACUCUUCUCUUAGUAAGUCAGUCAACGCCAAGACAAGAAGUUCGGGUCAUGAUAGUGGGAACCCUGUGGUUUCAGUAAUACGUAUCGCAACGCCUCCAAAUAGACAAGUAACCACAACAGCUGGUAGUGCAGACAAGACGAAAGGAAGAAACACUGAGCGUGAGUUACCUCCAAGAUUUCUGAAAGCAAAGCAGGAUAAAGUUCAAACACCACAAGCAAAUUCAGUCAAUACCAGUGAAUUUGCAAACAUGUGGAAAGAACUCCAAAUGAAAGAGAACAGUCCACCCAGUAAUGAUGAUGUGAGAACAGAACCGCAGGAUGACCAAAGCGAGCUAUCUAAUGUACGUACAGUAUCAUCAAUAGAGGCGGAGACAGGAAUGAACCAAAACAAGGUGGCUACGGAGUCGAGAGAUAAGGAGGACUCGACUGAUGAAGCUAAAUCAAAACCAUCCAAUUCACUGGCUCAGGAAAGUACUCAAGCCCUUUGUCAGCUCCUGCAUAUUGGUCAGCAGUCCUCCCCUUCAAAAGACUUAUUCAAAAUUCAAGGUGCUCCACCCUUACCUCAGCCUCCACAGCCUCACAUGCAAGUACCAAGCYCCACCUUAAAUCAAAGUCGCAUGCCUUCUCAAGACCUGGCAAAUUAUUGUGCUUCACUUGGUCUUCCACUCCCUGCCUACCACUACAGUAAAGGAGAUAUGGGUAUUAUUGCAGUUGUGGAACUGGCAAAUGGAUUGAAGAUUCCUGGGUCUCAGUGUCGAGACCGGGUUGAAGCAGCAGAGAGUGCUUCAGCUGUUGCUAUGCUACAGAUGAAUCGAAUCAACUCUUCAUUUCCACUGCCAUCUGGUUCUUCCAUGAUUAGGUUCCCUGUGCUCAGAAUGCACUACCAAGGAAUGCCAGUCCCUCACAACCUAAUGAACUUGCCGCCACAUCAAAUGGCWCGACACCAAGUACCUCACCAGUUUAUCCAGUUAGGUCCAGAAUUGGGAUUCCCUCAAGGAAGACAUAUGGGUCCAUUUGUCAAUCCCACGGGACCGGGAAUGGUUCGGCAUCCGGUACAGGGGAUGAUGUCCGGUAUGUCCUAUGGUCCGUAUGCCGUAGGGGGUAAAGCUGAUGGGCCAAAUAGGACAUUUAUUCCAAUGCAGGUGACUCGUCGAAACCUAUCUUCUAAACCGGACACACCAACUAAACCAGCAGCCAAUGACGCAACAGAAGACGACCAGUCACRUGACACACCGUCAAAGACUGGCACUAGCGAGCCAGAACACAAUAACGUCCCUUUACAAGCAAGCCCUCAAGGUGUUCUGAUACCUCCAUCAAGCUUUACUGACUAUAAAUCGAUGAAAGACCAAACAAAAGACUUGUCAUUGCAAGAUGGAGUAUUAGGGGCCAACAAGGGACCUUCUAGUCCCAAACCAAUGAAUCUGUCUGAGUCCCCCAAUAUAAAGGACCAGCAGAUAAAUCAAGGAAGUGAUGUUUCAAAGGACAUCAAACAUGAAGGUUCUUCACAGAAACCAAGAUCUAGUAACUCACGGAAAAGCCAAAAACCUAAACUAAUGGCGCCUAAUUUCUACAACAAGUAAAGAAAUUCUCCCCGCGGAAUUUUUCUUAUUUAUUGAAAUAUUUGAGUGAAAAAAAAUCAUCAGUGGUAUUUUAACUUUUUGUAGUUAACGCAGCUCUGUAUUUCGUGUCGAACGAUUGGGGGGGAGUGGGGAGCAGAAUGUCAGGACCUCUCCAUCAUCUUAAAGGACAUUUUAGCAAAAUAUUUUACGGACGGCAUGCAGAAUGAUGUCACGCAUGUUGUUUUAGUAUCUACUUGUUUUUGCUCUGCUCGUCUCUUCUCCUCUCUUCUCCUCUCUUUUGAUAAACUCUGACUUCAUAGUUAUUUUGUAUGAACCUCCAAUUUUCACGAAGAUCAGCGCGUUCUGUUCAAUGUAGACAAGUAUAUUUUAUUCUUAUAUUUUUAAUUAUAAUCGAACUUUGUUUUAUUAUUUGCUGUUUUAAUCCCGUUUAAAUAAAUCGCAUCAUACAUUUGAUUAUAUGCAUCAA
Molecule: messenger RNA, 5912 nt
Organism: Actinia tenebrosa (Australian red waratah sea anemone)
Lineage: Eukaryota; Metazoa; Cnidaria; Anthozoa; Actiniaria; Actiniidae
Product: 5'-3' exoribonuclease 1
Biological process (GO): rRNA catabolic process; nuclear-transcribed mRNA catabolic process
Cellular component (GO): nucleus
Molecular function (GO): RNA binding; 5'-3' RNA exonuclease activity
Source: RefSeq, a predicted model, not a curated record